GUAAGUGUUUAACGAUACAAACGUGUACAUGUAAAGAGACCAAUGUCGACCUCUUAUCGGAAUAACAAAGCUAUCGAGAUGGCUGUGGAAAAUGAUGAAAUGUUAAAGGACAACAAUUCUACACUGGGUUAUGUUUCAGGAGGUGUAGACUCUGAUGAUGGAGGGGGUCUUGUCUGUUGUGGCUACAUACUCUGGGCUCUGUCUAUGCUCGUUAUCAUCUGCACCCUUCCGUUUUCACUGUGCCUUUGUAUCAAGGUGGUUCAGGAGUAUGAGAGGGCCGUUAUAUUCCGCUUGGGUCGGUUAUUAUCAGGAGGGGCCAAGGGACCAGGGCUGUUCUUCAUUGUGCCAUGUAUCGACUCCUAUACCAAGGUCGACCUGAGGACUGUGUCAUUUGAUGUGCCACCACAGGAGGUAUUGACCAAGGACUCCGUAACGGUCGCGGUAGACGCUGUUGUUUAUUAUCGGGUGUACAAUGCGGCCACGUCCAUUACUAACGUGGAAGACGCUAACCGGUCCACGCGACUCCUGGCGGCUACGACGCUCCGGAACGUGCUGGGGACCAAGAAUUUGAGCGAGAUUCUCGCGGACCGGGAGGCAAUCUCUCACCAGAUGCAGACGUCUUUGGACGAGGCAACAGACCCGUGGGGUGUAAAAGUGGAGAGGGUCGAGGUUAAGGAUGUUCGUUUACCCGUACAGUUACAGAGGGCCAUGGCGGCAGAGGCAGAGGCCGCACGUGAGGCCCGGGCUAAGGUGAUAGCGGCGGAGGGCGAGCAAAAAGCGUCACGUGCUCUUAAAGAAGCGGCAGACGUCAUUUCUGAAUCUCCCACCGCCAUCCAGCUCCGGUACCUCCAGACGCUUAACACAAUCUCGGCGGAGAAGAACUCCACCAUCAUAUUCCCCCUGCCCAUAGAAUUGUUCUCCUCUUUCACGAGAAAAGCCAGAGGGCAAUAGGAUCAAACGUUUUAGUAGCGGCGGAGGAUUGAAAAACACGUUAUUUAGUUGAGCAUUCGAGAAAUAAGGUUGAGAUGUCCAUCUCUUUGUCAGCCCAUUUGCUUUCCAUUUGCGGAACCCAUGAGUUUUCAAUUUUAAUUACUCUACAAAAUGAAAUUAUACGUAAGAGUAGUAUGCGUAUUACUAAUUGAAUACCCAUGGUUUGAGUAUAACCCUCUGGUAUAUUACAGCUUGUAUUUGUACAGAAAAAAAACAACACUAAUUGCAGC
Mya arenaria is the source of this 1220-nucleotide messenger RNA. RefSeq names its product mechanosensory protein 2-like. Bases 43 to 951 code for a protein of 302 amino acids. The transcript has 8 exons. NCBI's taxonomy places the organism in Eukaryota, Metazoa, Mollusca, Bivalvia, Myida, Myidae. The record is from RefSeq and is a predicted model, not a curated record. Gene Ontology annotation, cellular component: plasma membrane.